This is a messenger RNA of Endocarpon pusillum Z07020, 1380 nucleotides long. RefSeq lists its product as uncharacterized. Gene Ontology annotation, molecular function: protein binding. The coding region runs from base 1 to 1380 and encodes 459 amino acids. The record is from RefSeq and is a predicted model, not a curated record. Lineage: Eukaryota; Fungi; Ascomycota; Eurotiomycetes; Verrucariales; Verrucariaceae. The transcript has a single exon.
AUGUCAGCCUCAAACCCAUCUCAACACGCUCCGCUGGAGGAAGACGACAAUGAAGAGCUUCUCAACGCGGACGAUGCCGCCGAGGAGAUUGCAAAGGACGAUGACCACCCGAUGGAAGAUGAGGAUGACGCCGAAGACGAUCUACACGAAGAAAUACAACUUCAGAACGAUUCCGCCGCCCAUUUCGACAGCCACACCGACAGCAUUUUCUGCAUAGCGCAGCAUCCUCUCCGUCCCUCUCUCAUUGUCACGGGUGGUGGCGAUGAUGUCGCAUACCUCUUCGACGCUUCCAUAGAGAACGAUGACCCCCGACCCCUUCUCCCAACCAGCUACGAAUCAGAUCCGCAGCCCAAAGGGGAGCGCAAAAGCAUACCGCCCCUACAAAAGCUAGACGGCCACACCGACUCAGUCAACGCCGUCGCCUUCACUCAACCCUCGGGCCAAUACAUCGUGACCGCAGGUCUAGACGGUAAACUCCGCGCCUGGUUCACCUCCUCUACAGCGUCUUCCUCUUCAACCCCAGAAUCACCACCAAGCUACACCUUCCUCUCCGAAUCCUCCGAAGUCCAGGAAAUCAACUGGCUAUCCCCGUGUCCCUCCCCUGCACACCCCAACACCGUCGCCUUCGGCGCCAACGAUGGUUCCGUCUGGGUCUACACCGUCGACGCCGCCGACACCGCCUCCCCCCUCACCAUCAAUCAAGCCUACUACCUACAUACCGAAUCCUGCACCGCCGGAGCCUGGACGCCGGACGGCAACCUCCUCGCCACCGUGUCCGAAGACUCGAGCUUCCACGUCUACGACAUCUGGGGCGAGGCAGCUGACGCUGGCAUCACGAGCUCGGACAGCGGCCAAGCCAUCAUCAGCCUCAGCGCAACAGACCAACGCUUCGCAGUCGAAGGCGGCUUAUACUGCGUGACCAUCAGCCCCGGCGGAACAAUUGCCGCAGUCGGCGGCGCGGGAGGAAACAUCAGAAUCAUAGGCCUCCCACGAGUCGGGACAACCGCCUCAGCCUCAACCCCGACCACCAGAGCUGGAGGCGCAGGCGGCCCCAAAAACAAACCCAGUGCCGGUGCACGCAAGCCCGGCCCAUCCACCACCACCACCACCACCCCCUCCUCCUCAAGCCCAGGCACCCUCCUCGCCUCCCUCAACUCCCAAUCCGACAGCAUAGAAACCCUCUCCUUCUCCUCCCCACCCUUGAUCCUCCUCGCCUCCGGCAGCGUCGACGGCAGCAUCGCCCUCUUCGACGUCGCGCACAGCUUCGCCCUGCGCCGCCACAUCGCGGAUGCGCAUGACGGGUUCGCGGUCGUCAAAGUCGACUUUGUCGCGCCGCCGCCGCAGCAGCAGGGGGCGGGCAAGAGAGGGGUCAUUACCUGA